This is a messenger RNA of Ylistrum balloti, 1356 nucleotides long. Its product is annotated as blastula protease 10-like. The transcript has 10 exons. Gene Ontology annotation, molecular function: zinc ion binding; metalloendopeptidase activity. The record is from RefSeq and is a predicted model, not a curated record. NCBI's taxonomy places the organism in Eukaryota, Metazoa, Mollusca, Bivalvia, Pectinida, Pectinidae. Gene Ontology annotation, biological process: molting cycle, collagen and cuticulin-based cuticle; proteolysis. The coding region runs from base 1 to 1356 and encodes 451 amino acids.
AUGGAGUGGUACGGUGCAAUGAUGUCUUUACAUUUAUUUACAGUGGUUUUGGCUUAUAGUUUUUUAUGCAAUGCUUUACCAAUACAGGAUUCAAAUCGAGUGGAGCUAAUUCAGGCUCUAACCCAAAACGACCAAAACAGAAGGGCCAUACUUGAAGAGUCGUUGCCAGGAACAUUUGAAGGUGAUAUGGUUUUGACUCCUCUCCAGAAGAAAGCGAUUCGGGACGAUGUCAUUGCUCAGAAAACGGGACGUUAUGGGAGGAAAAGAAAAAUUCUGGCAGACACAAACUCCUACUGGCCCCAAGCUAUAGUUCCUUACGAAAUCCAUUCGAAUUAUACUCCCGGAAGCUACAUGUGGGGAAAUAUACAGUCUGCAAUACAGAUGUGGGAGUCCCAGACCUGUAUCCGGUUUAAACCUAGGUCUAUGGCUCUUAGUGCACAGUUGGGUCACAAGGACUAUUUACUCAUUCGUCCGUGGCCAGACUCUGGGCAAGGUUGCAUAGCAAAUGUUGGAAGAAUUCGUGGAAAACAAUUCAUUAACAUUUCUAUGAUAUGUUCUAAUGGACAAAUAGCUCAUGAACUCGGCCAUACCAUAGGAUUUGUACAUGAACAGUCCCGCCCAGACCGCGACCUGUAUGUGCAUAUAAAUUACGACAACGUAGCAACCAAUCAGGCCAGACAAUUUGAGAAGUACUCUAACGCCAAAGUCAGCACCUACAAAUUGCCCUAUGACAUUAGCUCCAUCAUGCACUAUAAAUCUACGGCUUUCUCAAAAAAUCAACGCUUGCUCCGGACAAUUACAACUGAUGAUCCUUUGGUACAGAAAUGGAUGGGACAAAGAAAUUUCGUCAGUUUCCUGGAUGCCAAGCUUGCCAACCUUGCAUAUAGAUGCAAUGCUGGAUGUCCUGUGUCCCCGCCUUGUCAGAAUGGUGGAUACGUAGGACCAUCAUGUAUUUGUGUGUGUCCUGCAGGCCUAACGGGACCCGCUUGCGAUACACCACAAGUCGCAAAAGGCUGUGGAGGCAGGCUGACAGGUACUCAUGGUGUUAUCCAGUCAUCAAAUUACCCUCAAAACUACAAUCUGAACACAAAAUGCUCCUGGCUCAUAGAGGCACCUGAGCAGUCGAGUAUCGAUCUACAAAUCCAAGAAUUCCAUAUCGAAGACGGGGAUGAUUGUAACAAUGAUUUUCUCGAGAUAAAACUGUACGGUGUCCAGCAGGUGGGAGAAAAAUACUGUGGCGAGUCUGCGAACGGUCGUAACAUCACGUACCAUGGAGAUGGAAAGCUUCUCAUCCGCUUUGUCAGUGAUUUUGCUGUAGUGGAGAGAGGGUUCAGGAUAGUGUAUCGCGUAGUUUGA